Molecule: messenger RNA, 2499 nt
Organism: Pseudophryne corroboree (corroboree frog)
Lineage: Eukaryota; Metazoa; Chordata; Amphibia; Anura; Myobatrachidae
Gene: RNF4
Product: ring finger protein 4
Exons: 8
Coding region: 342-908 (188 amino acids)
Biological process (GO): positive regulation of transcription by RNA polymerase II
Cellular component (GO): PML body
Molecular function (GO): zinc ion binding; transcription factor binding
Source: RefSeq, a predicted model, not a curated record
AUUCCUUUCGCGGAAGCGGAACACGUUACAGCUUGAAAAUUAAACAGUUUGUAACCGACGUCUCUGGCGCCCAAUGGGAAUGAGCGAGGUCGGGGCGACGUUGUGAGCUGAACAAAGUGCGACCAAUGAGCGGGCGCUGCUGAGGUGUGGAAGAGCAAGCUUGUAAGAAUCAGGAAUUGUAACUGUGAUUUUUUUUUUUAUUUUUUUUUGCUAGAACAUGGGCAGCACUGCACUCUGAGAAGCUGAAACCUCUUUUUUUCUGCACUCUCUGGGUGUGUUUUUUUGUUUUUGUUUUUUGUUUCUCCACUUUUGGGUAUCUAACUUGCUAUUGAAGGCCCGUCAUGAGCUCUGCGCAGAGGAAACGUAAAGGACCGGAAUCGGGCAAAUCGAAAACUUUGCACAAAAGGAAGAGAGGUGCGAAUACCGCCAGCACAAUGGCGACCGUGACGGAACCCAUAGAACUAGAGGAAAGCGGAGAAGAAGUAGUUGAUCUGACCUGCGAAUCUUAUGAACCGGUGGUAGUGGAUUUAACGCACAAUGAUUCUGUGGUUAUUGUCGAAGAACACCAGAGUCAGAGUGAGAACUCUUCCCGAUCAGUCACACAGGCAGCCAGCUGUAUAUUAAGCAGUGACGAUGAGGACUUGAAAGAUGCAGAAACGCUUGUGUUUGGCGGUAGAUCCCGGGAAACCCCAUCCACAGGCUCACGAUCAUCUGCCGGGGAUGUUCGUUGUCCAAUUUGUUUAGAUGGCUAUUCAGAGAUCACACAGAGUGGGCGUCUUAUUGUCUCUACCAAAUGCGGCCAUAUUUUCUGCAGCCAGUGCCUACGUGAUGCCCUUAAGAAUGCUACGUCAUGUCCAACAUGUAGAAAGAAACUGACCCACAAACAGUAUCACCCGAUCUACAUAUGAUCCGCUCAGGAAGGCGCACCUACUUAUACAAUACCCCUUGCCAUCGUCCACCCGAACGCCAUGACUCUCGCCACGUUUAGAGAUAAUUGCAUCAAAGCUGGUGAGACAAUGGCAGAACGUUUGGAUGUUGUGCUGUGGGACACAUUCAUUUACCAUUGCGGUUUUUCACCCAUUGUUCCUGCUUUGACGCCAGUGACUCAGAAUGGACGUUGUGCGAAAAUGAACUUUUAAGGGCUUUUCUUUGACCAGAGGAAUUUACAAUCCUAUCUCGCCUAUAUAAAGAGCACUUCGGGCAAUUAUAUUUUUAUUUUACUCCCAUGAAUUCUUGGCAGUCGGGACAUUCAGCUCUCUUGACUGCAUCUGAUUCUCCACAACUGCCGAGGUCCUCCAGAGGUUCUUCUUUCCUUGAAGACCUUUCAACAACUUGUCUGCCCCUGGUUGUAGGUGCUGGUGUUGCAGUGGCAUCACCAUACUUGCAAAUACAUUUUUAACAAUAGAAAGAGGUUUAUGCUGCCCAGCGAUGUACUUUCUUGAGGUAUAAUUAAAUUUACAGGAAAUGUGCCGAAACUAAUGGGAAUACCUUCGUUUUUUCUUUUUUUUUCUUUUCUGCGUUUCCCACCUGAUUGCAUUUAAGUGUGUUGACUUAAAAUAAUAAUUAACGUGAAAGCUCUGUAUUAAAUUUCUUUUAUGAUACUUUGUUAAAUACUAAAAAUUAUUAAAUGUCUAUCUGUCUUGUUAAUAGCUAUCCUUCUGUUUGUGCAAACAGUUGACAAAAAAAUAUGUAAUUUGAGGAACAAGUUACACUGAAAGUUUAAAAGAAAUCUCAAUUUUUUUAUCCUAGUCUCCAUAAGAUGUGUGUUCUUUUUGUUGCUUUUGUAGAACCAGUACAACUCUCAAUUUCUCUUACACAAAUUCAAUUUCUUUUAAAAUGCCUCAUUUGUUAAAGCUCACCCAUGUCGUGGGCUUAAAUGUAUAGAUGUGCGGACCAGGUACUUAACAGAGGCACCGACUACCUUAUGCCUCAGUGCUAUAAUAGGCUCCUAAUAAUUUCACAGGGGAAUAUUGAAUUAACCACAAAGGUUCUGUUGUGGGCAUAUCUGUUAUUACAGUAGGAAGAUCUCGUUUUAUUCUUUUAUUGCACCUCUAGUAAUCACAGGUGUGUGAUUGAAUCCUCGAAACUAAUUGAAACUGCCCCAUAUAUUGAAUUCUCCUUUUGGUUUAACCGUCAACAUGAAUGUUACACUGUUUUCUACAAAGGGAAUAAUCAUUUUCUCUCCUUUCAGAGCUGAGACUUAUUUAGUUCUUCGGCAGUCGUAUUUAUUUUAUUUUAAUUUUUUUUUCGAUGUUUAUUUCAACUUUCAGUUUAUUAGCUUUUCUGUAAUUGUUGUAUACAAAAUCAAACUAUAUUAUCCCCUUAUCCAUUGAACUUUGUUUUUGGUUGGCGGUGUCCACUGUUGUUAUACUUAGUUUAUAAACUAUCUGCUGCUGGACAAUGUACAUAUCCUGGAGUGGUUCUGCCGCAAUGUUUUGUUAUGUGGCAAAAAAAUAAUAAUAGUACAUCUAUUAAAGGAUCAUUUUGUUUUUUUUGUAA